Messenger RNA from Equus caballus (horse), 1249 nucleotides. It is a transcript of the gene LSM10, whose product is annotated as LSM10, U7 small nuclear RNA associated. Gene Ontology annotation, molecular function: U7 snRNA binding; histone pre-mRNA DCP binding. Gene Ontology annotation, biological process: mRNA 3'-end processing by stem-loop binding and cleavage. Lineage: Eukaryota; Metazoa; Chordata; Mammalia; Perissodactyla; Equidae. The record is from RefSeq and is a predicted model, not a curated record. Gene Ontology annotation, cellular component: nuclear body; cytoplasmic U snRNP body.
GCCCGGCGCGCUGACGUGCUCUCUAUGCUCCGGGAGGGCAGAGUGGCUCCGCCGUUGCCAUGGCUUCUGAGGCCCGCUGCUGGAGGGAGCCAGCUCGCUUAGGCGUCUGCUAGCUUCCGAGGCGCCGCGGACCCGGAAAUCGGAAGGGAUCCGGCGCGGUGGGUUUGGGGAGCCUGGUACCCCGGAACUCCAGAGAGCGGCGGGGAGCAGGGGCAGCGUUUUCUUCCCGAAUUGCUGAGUAUAGCGCAUCUCCACUCCCACUGCUCUGAUGGCUGCAUGGUGUAGACCAGUCGUUCUCAGAGUGUGGCCCCCCAGACCAGCAACAUCACCAUCAACGGAGAACAUGUUAGAAAGGCACAUCCUUGGACCCCACCUCAAACGGGCUGAGUUAGAAACUGGGAGUGAGGCCCAGCAAUCUGUUUUAACAAGUCCUGCAGGGAGCAGCCAGCAGUGUGGAAGAAUGGCCGUCAGCCACUCAGUGAAGGAGCGGACCAUCUCAGAGAACAGCCUGAUCAUCCUGCUGCAGGGCCUCCAGGGCCAGGUAACCACUGUGGACCUGCGGGAUGAGAGCGUGGCCCGGGGACGCAUAGACAAUGUUGAUGCUUUCAUGAACAUCCGCCUGGCCAACGUCACCUACACAGACCGCUGGGGGCAUCAGGUCGAGCUGGAUGACCUCUUUGUGACGGGCCGUAACGUCCGUUACGUCCACAUCCCAGAUGAUGUGAACAUCACCGCUACCAUUGAGCAGCAGCUGCAGGUCAUCCAUCGGGUGCGCAACUUUGGCGGCAAGGGCCAAGGCCGGCGGGAAUUUCCCUCCAAAAAGUAUAAAUGAGCCUGUCCCAUGAGCAAGCUCCAGUCCCCACUCAGGUUCCUCCAGCGUUCUACUGAGCCAACUGUCUGCCGUCCUUCGCUGCCCAGAACCUGGGAAGGGAUGGGGCCCAGCCCAGAACUGAUGUCUCUGACAGACACCACCUGUCACAGCUGCCUUUCAUAGGGUUCUACUUCCCAGACUCACCCUGGGACUCAGAAUCCUAUUUUUCUGACUGCGGCCUUGGGGUAGGUGAAAAUCCUCCCUUUUGAUCAUUUGUAUCUGAAUCUUUUGAUAUACUGGUUUAGAGAAUCUCUCAAAGAGUCUUCAACCCUCUCCCAGUGAGUGUUAUUAAAUGUGCUCAGCCUGAGCCACCCCUAAGUGUCCCGGUUUCUCUUGUAAUUGUGUUUGUUUUCUCAUAAAACUAAAUUUGGAUACAAA